Lasiosphaeria miniovina is the source of this 966-nucleotide messenger RNA. RefSeq names its product glycoside hydrolase family 25 protein. NCBI's taxonomy places the organism in Eukaryota, Fungi, Ascomycota, Sordariomycetes, Sordariales, Lasiosphaeriaceae. The transcript is spliced from 3 exons. Gene Ontology annotation, biological process: cell wall macromolecule catabolic process; peptidoglycan catabolic process; carbohydrate catabolic process. The record is from RefSeq and is a predicted model, not a curated record. The coding region runs from base 206 to 877 and encodes 223 amino acids. Gene Ontology annotation, molecular function: lysozyme activity.
CCAUGCGGCGCCGAGGUGUUUGCAUCGAGUACGAUCAGCGGGUCUACGGCGUUUGGGCUUGUUGAUCUGUACGUAGGUGAGUGCCUAUAAAGCCAUUGGCACCUGGUCCUCGUAGCCCAUUUUCACUUCAUGCUGGUGCCUGUUAGGAUUUGACUGGCAUUGUUAUGACACGUGGGACCUCGGAGCGAAUUCCACACAUCUCACUAUGAAGCCUGUUUUCAUCGCGGCCCUGGCUCUCAUUGAGGGAGCCAGAGCUAGCGUGCAGGGAUUUGAUGUCUCGCACUACCAGUCAAGCGUCAACUUUGCAGCUGCAUACUCGUCCGGCGCACGUUUUGUCAUUAUCAAGGCCACCGAAGGUACCACUUACAUUGAUCCCACGUUUAGCUCCAAAUACACGGCAGCGACUAGUGCCGGCUUCAUUCGAGGCGGCUACCACUUUGCGCACCCAGGCGAAACCACGGGAGCUGCACAAGCCGACUACUUCACCGCACACGGGGGCGGCUGGUCCGGGGAUGGCAUCACGCUUCCUGGCAUGCUCGACUUGGAGUCGUCAAGCUCGUCGCAGUGCUGGGGCUUGUCGACAACAUCCAUGGUCGCUUGGAUCAAGGCCUUCAGCGACCGGUACCACAGCACCACGGGACGCUUCCCAAUGCUCUACACGAACCCAUCAUGGUGGUCAACGUGUACGGGCAACUCAAACGCUUUUGUCAGCACGAACCCUCUCGUACUCGCGCGCUACGCAAGUAGUCCCGGCACCAUUCCCGGCGGUUGGCCAUACCAGACCAUUUGGCAAAACGCCGAUACGUACACGUAUGGUGGCGACUCGGAUAUCUUCAACGGCGCAAUGACCGGGCUUGUUCAGCUCGCGACAGGAUAGAGAUGGGUGGCUUUGACAGUUCGGCUGCCAACUGGUUUGCUGGAACAAUCACACAAUGGACAUGUCAUGUUUUCACUCCGGGAAAGUUG